Drosophila subobscura is the source of this 1352-nucleotide messenger RNA. RefSeq names its product serine protease inhibitor 42Dd. The transcript has 4 exons. The coding region runs from base 87 to 1259 and encodes 390 amino acids. The record is from RefSeq and is a predicted model, not a curated record. Lineage: Eukaryota; Metazoa; Arthropoda; Insecta; Diptera; Drosophilidae. Gene Ontology annotation, molecular function: serine-type endopeptidase inhibitor activity.
UCUUGGGCUGUGAUUCCUGGCGCGGCUAUAAAUGACAGGUUCCAGGCCCAUUUCCCUUUCAGUAUCGACCCAACGACGCAGUCGCAAUGAAUCGCUGGCUAAGCUUUCUACUUUUAGUUGGAGCGCUCGCUGUCCCGGGCGGGCGGUGCAACACGAUCAAGGAGCGCAAUCUGUUCGCCACGGAGCUCUUCCAGACCCUGGCCACGGAGCGGCAGGACGAGAAUGUAAUCAUCUCGCCCGUGUCCAUUCAGCUGGCUCUGGGCCUGGCCUACUACGGUGCGGAGGGCAGAACCGCCACGGAGCUGCAGAAGACGCUGCACGCCUCGGCCAAGGAGAGCAAGGACGGGCUGGCCGAGAGCUACCACCGCCUGCUGCACUCCUACAUCAAGUCCAAGACGGUGCUGGAGAUCGCCAACAAGGUGUACACGCGGGAGAACCUCAAGGUGGCGCCACACUUCCGCGAGGUGGCCCAAAAGUACUUCGACUCGGACGUGGAGGCGCUCGACUUUAGCCGCGAAACGGAGGCCGUGGAUCGCAUCAACGCGUGGGUGAAGCAGGAAACGCAGCAGAAGAUCGAGCGAGUGGUGGACAGUGUGGAGCCGGACACCAAUGUGGCGCUGGUCAAUGCCAUUUACUUCAAGGCACGCUGGGCGCGGCCCUUCAACGAUGAGGACACGCGCGAACGCGACUUCUGGCUGAGCGAGGGACUGUCCGUCCAAGUGCCCACGAUGUUCGCGGACAACUGGUACUACUACGCGGACUAUCCCGAGCUGGAUGCCAAGGCCAUUGAGCUGUUCUUCGAGAACAUCAACAUGACCAUGUGGUUCAUUCUGCCCAACCAGCGGACGGGUCUGCGCGCUCUGGAGGAGCAGCUGAAGGGCGUGGACUUCAAGCUGCUCGAGGAUCGCUGGCAGUACCAGAGCGUGUCCGUUUACUUGCCCAAGUUUAAGUUUGAGUUCGAUACGGAUCUGAAGCCCACACUGAGCAAGAUGGGCAUCAGCGCCAUGUUCUCGGAUGCCGCGGACUUCAGCAACAUUUUCGAGGACUCGCCCAUUGGCACGCGCAUCAGCCAGGUGCAGCACAAGACGUUCAUCGAUGUGAAUGAGAUUGGCUGCGAGGCAGCAGGCGUUAGCUAUGCCGCUGGGGUGCCCAUGUCGCUGCCCCUCGAUCCGAAGACCUUUGUGGCCGAUCAUCCAUUUGUGUUCAUCAUACGCGACCAGCAUGCGGUCUACUUCACCGGACACAUCGUCAAGUUUUAGCUAUUAUUCAGCUCUCAUAUCGUAUCAUUGAAAGUACAUUUGUAAUCGCUUCAUUAAUGAAUAAAUUGGAACUCGUUUCCCAUUCGAUCUAGA